This is a messenger RNA of Gaeumannomyces tritici R3-111a-1, 6667 nucleotides long. RefSeq lists its product as hypothetical. The transcript is spliced from 3 exons. The coding region runs from base 626 to 6283 and encodes 1885 amino acids. Gene Ontology annotation, cellular component: myosin complex; cell periphery; cell septum. The record is from RefSeq and is a predicted model, not a curated record. Lineage: Eukaryota; Fungi; Ascomycota; Sordariomycetes; Magnaporthales; Magnaporthaceae. Gene Ontology annotation, molecular function: cytoskeletal motor activity; chitin synthase activity; ATP binding.
CAUCGCUGCAAAGACGCCGUCAGGAAGCAGAGAGACCGUUGACAAGCCAUUGGAUUGAUCGGGAGUUAAGCUUCGUCGUGAGGCUCUGUUAUUGCCCUCCCUCCUGGCUUCUCAUUCCUCAACUUUGCAGCCUUCGAGGCAGACAUUCGUUAUUUCCUGUUGUUUCUUUCCCACACUCGUUUUACGGGGAUCACGUUUCCAGGACCCUGUUAGGGCGUGAGGAAGAAGCGAGGCCAAGCAUAAUCGUAAUAGGGGUCGGAAUCUGUUCGCGUCCCACGGAGCACAACACCAGCUUUUUUCACCGAGCAGCUACGCUCAAACGCAGGCACCCGGACCAAAGACCACUUCCCCUCUUGAUCACUUUCUCCCGCGUGCACCAACGAGAGGACGCGCUUGGUUUUUGCCCGUCGCCCAUAUCAGCCUCAUUCCCAAACUUCCACGCUUGACACCGCAUUCUACAGACCGCAACCGACCGCACAACCCUUACCCAUUACGACGCGUUCACCACAAGCCUUGAACCCAACGACUGGCACAGAAAGGGGACGAAGAGGAAUACGGCCCGCGUAGGCCCCUACUUGCCCUUGAGGCAUUCAGCCGCGCCGACUGGCGGCUUCAAGCCCCCAUCAUGACGCUCAACCUCCCUCCAGUUGGCAGUAACGGAGGCGCCCACACCCAGCCGUCGCUGCCGUCGCUGCCCGCCCAUCUUCAGUCAGAUACCCACCUCACUGGCCAUCUCGCAAGCCGCUUCCACGUCAGCCUCCCGACCGCCCGCCUGUCCUCGCAUGCCUUCAUCUCGAUCAACACCUACAGCUCUUCUUCCAAAGGCCCAGAUGGCGGCAAGGCAGGUAGUGCCCAUGGCGAAGCCGAGGACAUGGCCGAUCGGGCGUUCCUGCGUCUUGGCCACCGAUCCGAAAACCAGGCCAUUCUCUUUCUUGGUGAAUCUGGAUCUGGAAAGACAACUAUUCGCUCCCACCUCCUGACGGCGCUCCUGAACAAGUCGUCAACCCCCUUGUCCACCAAGGUUUCACUCGCCGCAUACGUCUUUGACACUUUGACCACGACUAAAACCGCGACGACCCCAACAGCCUCAAAGGCUGGUCUGUUCUACGAGCUGCAGUAUGAUACUGCCUCCUCCACGAGCCCGCUCCUCAUCGGUGGCAAAUUGCUAGACCACCGUCUAGAACGAAGCAGGAUCACGGAUGUUCCGACUGGAGAGCGCAAUUUCCACAUCCUCUACUACAUCCUUGCCGGUACUAGCGAAGCUGAAAAGUCCCAUCUCGGCUUCGAGCAGCCCAGCGGCGCAGUGGCCAGGCGGUGGAGAUAUCUCGGCCACCCAACCCAACUGAAGGUUGGUAUCAACGAUGCCGAGGGGUUCCAGUUGUUCAAGACCGCGCUUCGCAAGCUCGAGUUUCCCCGUAGCGAGAUCGCCGAAAUCUGCCAGGUUCUUGCCAGCAUUCUCCACAUCGGCCAGCUCGAGUUCGAGUCGUCGUCCAACACGACAGUUGCGGGUGAUGAGAGCGGAGGUUUCUCCCACGAGGGCGCCCAGGUAUCGACGGUUGCCAAGAACAAGGAUGUUCUCACAAUUGUUGCAGCCUUCCUGGGCGUCAGCGCCAGUGACCUCCAGACCACCCUGGGGUACAAAACCAAGAUCAUUCACAAAGAGAGGGUUACUGUCAUGCUGGAUCCUGUGGGCGCCCGCAACAACGCCAACGAGCUGGCCCGGACGCUCUACUCGCUGCUCGUUGCCUAUGUCGUCGAAACCAUCAAUCAGAAGAUCUGCGCUCCCGAGGAGUCGAUCGCCAACACAGUCUCCAUAAUCGACUUUCCCGGCUUUUCCCCGCAGAGCUCGACGAACUCUGCUCUGGACCUCCUGCUCAACAAUGCCGCCGCCGAGUCCAUGUACAACAUUACUCUUCAGAACUUCUUCGAUCGCAAGGCAGAUUUGCUCGAAACUGAAGAGGUCAGCGUCCCACCCACCAGCUAUUUCGACAACUCGGACGCCGUCAAAGGCCUGCUUAAGCCCGGAAACGGUCUUCUUAGCAUCCUGGAUGACCAGACCCGGCGCCACCGCACUGAUAUCCAGCUACUCGAGAGUCUGCGCAAGCGCUUCGAGGGCAAGAACCCGGCCAUCGUGGUCAGCUCCUCGACUGCCAAACUCCCUGGAAGCAACUUCUUGUCGGAGAACACCGCUGCGUCCUUCACCGUCAGGCACUUUGCGGGUGAAGUCGAGUACCCUGUCAAGGGUCUGGUUGAGGAGAAUGGUGAGGUUAUCUCAGGCGAUCUUCUCAACCUGAUCAACUCGUCCAAGAGCGAGUUCGUGGCCCGCUUGUUCGGCCAGGAGGCUCUCCAGACAGUUGUCCACCCCCAGGAGAGGACCACGGUCAUGCAGGCCUCCGUCAGCUCCAAGCCGAUGCGUGCGCCCAGCGUCAUGUCCCGCAAGGUUAGGCCUGGGACCUCGAGGACGCUCCGCAACCGCCAGGAGUCGGUCUCCCGUGCGCAGCCCUCUAUGGACGAUAUCGCUAGCGAGGCUGGCGAUUCACGGAAGGCUACUGCAAGCAAGCAAACCGAGCAGGGUGCCACUGGCCAGUUCCUCGCGUCGCUUGAGAAUGUGACCAAGGCAUUCACGGCGCCCAACACCAACGCAUACUUUGUUUUCUGUCUGAAGCCCAAUGAUAGGCGCAUUGCAAACCAGUUUGACUCCAAGUGCGUAAGGACGCAGAUGCAGACUUUCGGUAUAGCCGAGAUCAGCCAGCGACUCCGAUCGGCCGACUUCAGUGUGUUUUUGCCCUUCGGCGAGUUUCUCGGUCUCGCCGACGCCGACACGAUGCUUGUCGGUAGCGAGCGCGAGAAAGUCGAGUCCGUCGUUGACGAAAAGCGCUGGCCCAUCAACGAGAUCCAGAUCGGUUCGACGGGAGUCUUCCUCAGUGAGCGCUGCUGGAUGGAGAUCGCUCAGCUGAGUGAUGCAACAUCAAUGUCUGCCCGCUUUGGCAUGACCGGCGAGUCGACCGAUGGGACACCGCACGGAGAACUGCCUUUCGGGGCAUCCAAAGAACGGUUGCUUGCCAUGGGUGGCUCACCCUUCAACAGUGACAAGGCCAAGUCGGGCUACUUUGGUAGCAACGAUAUCGACGCUCGCUCCGAGGCUGGCGUAUCGGCCUUUGGCGGCGGUGACAUGUUCAAGAAUCUAGACACGCGUGAGCAGAUGGCGGAGCGCGGCAACGAAAAGUCCUUGGUCGAGGUCGAGGAGUACAAGGACAGCCCCAGUCGCAAGCGCUGGGUUUUCGUUACGUACAUGCUUACGUUCUGGGUACCCGAUUUCCUGAUCAGAUGGAUGGGCAAGAUGCCCCGCAAAGACGUGCGCAUGGCGUGGAGGGAGAAGUUGGCCAUCAACAUCAUCAUUUGGUCCAGCUGCUUGGUGGCCAUCUUCUUCGUCAUCUUCUUCCCCAUGCUAGUUUGCCCCACGCAAAACGUCUUCAGCGGCACAGAGCUGUCGGCCAUGGACGGCAAGAAUGGCAAGGGCGCAUACGCUGCCAUCCGCGGCCAGGUCUUCGACAUUGGCACUUUUGCGCCGCGACACUACCCCAGCUAUGUAUCCACCAAGACCAUUCUCGACUAUGCUGGUAUGGACAUCUCCGGUCUGUUCCCCAUCCAGGUCAGCGCCCUAUGCGCAGGCAGGGCCGGCUCCAUCGACCCGGCUGUCCCUCUUGAUUACAAGGACUCGAACCAGACCGAGUCGCCCCUACUCAUCUCCAAGGUCGACCGGAACUCCAAGUACCACGACUUCCGCUUCUCCACCAACGACAGCAGACCGGACUGGUUCGCACAGCAGAUGGUCAUGCUGAAGUCGAGCUACAAGAAGGGCAACAUCGGCUAUUCGGCCCAGUAUGUCAAGACUCUCGCCAACAAGCAACAGAGCAUUGCCAUCCUCAACAAUCGCGUCUACGACAUGACCAAGUACAUCCAGGGUGGAAGAGACUUCCAGGUUCCGGUCGGCAAGGAGAAGCCCACCGACCAGUCUCUGCUCGAUUUCAUGGAUCCAGGUGUCAUACAGCUGUUCCAACAGAGAAACGGUGAAGACAUCAGCCAGCUCUGGACGUCUUUGAACAUGAACCGCGACCUCAGGAGCCGAAUGCAACUGUGCCUCGACAACCUCUUCUACGUGGGCGACCUGGACACGCGCAGCUCCAUCCGCUGCCAGUUUGCCGAGUAUUUCAUCCUGGCCAUCACCGUCAUCCUGUGCUCCAUCAUUGGCUUCAAGUUCCUGGCUGCCCUCCAAUUCAGCACAAAGAACAUGCCAGAGAACCUGGAUAAGUUCAUCAUGUGUCAAAUCCCGGCGUACACCGAGGACGAGGACUCGCUUCGCCGUGCCAUCGACUCGGUCGCUCGCAUGCACUACGAUGACAAGCGGAAGCUUCUCGUUGUUGUUUGUGACGGUAUGAUUAUCGGCCAGGGCAACGACAGGCCCACCCCGCGCAUCGUGCUUGAUAUCCUGGGCGUGUCGGAGACUGUCGACCCUGAGCCUCUCAGCUUCGAGUCCCUCGGAGAGGGUCUGAAGCAACACAACAUGGGCAAGGUCUACUCGGGUCUCUACGAGGUGCAAGGUCACAUUGUGCCAUUCAUGGUCGUCGUCAAGGUUGGCAAGCCGUCCGAGGUCUCGCGUCCUGGCAACCGUGGCAAACGUGACUCCCAGAUGAUCAUCAUGCGCUUCCUGAACCGCGUUCACUACAACCUGGCCAUGAGCCCUCUGGAGCUCGAAAUGUACCACCAGAUCCGCAAUAUCAUCGGAGUCAACCCGACAUUUUACGAGUACACGCUUCAGAUCGACGCCGACACGGUUGUUGCUCCUGACUCGGCUACACGCAUGGUUUCAGCCUUCCUCGAUGACACGCGCCUUAUCGCCGUGUGCGGUGAAACGUCGCUCACCAACGCCAAAGCCUCCUUUAUUACCAUGAUCCAGGUGUACGAAUACUACAUCUCGCACAACCUGUCCAAGGCUUUCGAAUCGCUCUUCGGCUCAGUUACCUGUCUGCCCGGUUGUUUCUCCAUGUACCGCAUCCGCGCCGCCGACUCGGGCAAGCCACUGUUUGUGUCCCGCGAGAUCGUCGAGGAUUACUCUACCAUCCGCGUCGACACGCUGCACAUGAAGAACCUGCUGCACCUCGGUGAGGAUCGCUACCUCACGACCCUCCUGCUCAAGUACCACAACAAGUACAAGACCAAGUACCUGAACCGCGCCCACGCAUGGACCAUCGCACCCGAUGACUGGAAGGUCUUCCUCUCGCAAAGACGUCGCUGGAUCAACUCAACGGUGCACAAUCUGAUGGAGCUUAUGCCCAUGGGCCAGCUCUGUGGUUUCUGCUGUUUUUCGAUGCGCUUUGUUGUCUUCAUCGACCUGCUGUCGACGAUUGUCCAGCCCGUUACCGUUGCCUACAUUGGUUACCUGAUCGCGCGUAUCAUUCUCUUCCCCACACUGGUCCCCAUUGUGGCUUUCGUUCUGCUCGCCGCCGUGUACGGUCUCCAGGCCAUCAUCUUCAUCCUGCGCCGCAAGUGGGAGAUGAUCGGAUGGAUGAUUCUGUACAUCAUCGCCAUGCCCAUCUUCUCGUUUGGUCUGCCGCUGUAUGCCUUCUGGCACAUGGACGACUUCACCUGGGGUAACACCCGUGUCGUGACGGGCGAGAAGGGCAAGAAGGUGGUUGUCACGGACGAGGGCAAGUUCGACCCGUCGUCGAUCCCACGCAAGAAGUGGGAGGAGUACCAGGGCGAGCUGUGGGAUGCCCAGACGGCGCGCGACGACACGCGGUCCGAGGCCUCUGGCUUCUCGUACGCCACCAAGGCACCUGUUGCCGUGUCUGAGUACGGCAUGCCCAUGCACGGCGCCUACGGGGGCAUGGGAGCCAUGUAUGCGCACAGCCGCCCCGGCAGCACUACCGGCUUCGCCUACGAGCCAAAGGGCACGCCACCGGUGCCGCAAAUGCCCCACGCGGGCAGCCGCAUGUCGCUGGCCGCCUCAGAAAUGAUGAUGCCCAACAACCGGCACAGCCAAUUCGGCGGCUCGCAGUUCUUCCCCUCGGGCAACGAGGUUGAGAUGGCCAAUCUGGCCGGGCUCCCGACAGACGAUGCUCUUUUGGCCGAGAUCCGCGAGAUCCUGCGCACCGCCGACCUGAUGACUGUGACCAAGAAGGGCAUCAAGCAGGAGCUCGAGAGACGAUUCGGCGUUCCGCUCGAGGCAAAGAGGGCGUACAUCAACAGUGCCACCGAGGCUCUCCUGUCUGGACAACUGUAGAAAAGUAUCCGACGUCCCGGGCAGUGCACGUUGAACUCGUUGUCUCGGUGUGAUUACUCUUUUUUCUCCGUCUUGCUAUUUCUCGGGAAGGGCAUACUCGCUGCCAUCAUUACUCGUGUUUAUACUGUGUUUUGUUGUUUAGAUUGGUUUCCUGCGAAGUCCAUGUCCCUUGUCGCUCCCAGCAUGCAUUUCCAAAAUACCGUGAUAUAUAAUACAGCUUUGUGCAGCAUGGCAUUUUCUUUGGUCUGUCUGUCUAGCGCGAGAGGGUGUAAUGAAAAAAGAAAAGAUGUGUCUUGAAUCACCAAAUGCAUCCACUUGGGUUGGCCCUAGAUUUGAAUAUCUUGCUCGCGGGCCAUCACGUUGCUCUGCAGUGCAUGUUCUGCC